Actinia tenebrosa (Australian red waratah sea anemone) is the source of this 3550-nucleotide messenger RNA. Its product is annotated as neuralized-like protein 4. Gene Ontology annotation, biological process: proteasome-mediated ubiquitin-dependent protein catabolic process. NCBI's taxonomy places the organism in Eukaryota, Metazoa, Cnidaria, Anthozoa, Actiniaria, Actiniidae. Gene Ontology annotation, molecular function: protein binding. The record is from RefSeq and is a predicted model, not a curated record. Gene Ontology annotation, cellular component: SCF ubiquitin ligase complex.
AAUACCAGUUUGGACUCCCUGUGUUUGGUUGUUGAUGAGCUGCCAUCGAAAGCGAAAGUUACACAGACUAGCUAUAAAACCUAAGUGCUUACCAAAAUAACAGCGAAACUUUUCUCGUUAAUAGACUAGGGAAGUUCAGGAGACGUUUUUGAACAACUCUAUCGUAUCUAAAACAGAAAGAGAAACGAUUGGAGUAGUUGUACCGGCAUCUGUGAUUCAAGAUGGGAGCAGAGCAUUCUUUAGAACUGAGACGUAGACAAGGUCUCCCUCCAGAGUUGGCUGAUGCCCUUCUCACUAGUGCAUUGCUGGAGGCCCUUCAAGAAGCUGCCAGUGAGUCGGAUGGCUCUUCAGAGAUGUUAGAACAUGCUUGGGAUCCAAGGGAUUGUUCACCACCCUUUGUAGUUCUGCCUGACAGACUGACGGCAAGAAGGCGACCUUCAAUACUCACUACAGACUGUAUACGAGGCAAAAAAGGGUAUCGAGGUGGACAACACGUCUGGGAGAUUAAAUGGGAAAAUGAAGAAAGAGGAACAUUCGCCAUUGUUGGAGUGGCCACACCUAAAGCUCCUUUACAGUCUCUGGGUUAURAGCCCCUUAUUGGCAGCAACAGCGAAUCUUGGGGGUGGGAUAUUGUCAGCAAGACACUUUGGCAUUGCGGAAAAAGGGGCAGUUAUCCAGCAGUUAGGACAGGAUUCCAAGUACCUGAUACAUUCUUUGUAAUCUUGGAUAUGGACCAGAGGACGCUGAGUUUUUCAACGAGUGAUUUACAUUUGGGUGUUGCCUUUACUGAUCUACCAAAACAGUUGGAUCGUCCAAUGUGCCCUGUUGUGAACGCCAUCUUCGGCAACUGUGACAUCCGUAUGAGAUACAUGGGGAAGGGUGAAUCCAUUAUUUCAAACCUCCGACGUCCUAUAGCUUUUCAUCGCGCAACGUCCGAGACCCCAUCUGAAGCUCCCAAAAAGGCGAGCGAGGACUCUAGGCGAAAAUCAACGGGAACACCAGGAAAAGACUCGGAUAGCUCUGUAGUGGAAGCGUCUAAACGUUACCAGUUUGCCCGUCAUAAACACGGUGAAAAUGUUGCAGUCAUGUAUGCAGGGAAGAAGGCCAAACGCGUGGAUCCGUUUGGUUCUUGCUGUGAUGGUGUUGUUAUUACUUCUGAGCCACUUAAAGACAACGAGCUGUUUGAAGUGCGCUUGGACAGCAAGAUAGACAGAUGGGUUGGCAGCCUUUUUAUUGGUGCUACAACUAAUGAUAGUAACUCCUUCAGCACUUUUCCACAAAUCAUGGUUGACUACACUCAAGGAAGCAACUUUAUGUGGGCAGGAGAUCAAAUUGUUUUUAAUAAAAAAUUGACGACGACUGUUAAAGAAGACACAGGCAAAUUGACGACAGGAGAUCGAAUUGGUGUAAUGCGCAAAUCAGACAACAGUUUGCACUUUUACUUGAAUGGCAAAGACAUUGGGAACUGCUUCAAAACAAUCCCUGAUGUUCUGUACGGAGUUGUGGAUAUAUAUGGACAGGCAGAACAAGUUACCAUCACAGGAGGAACCGCAGAAACCCAAUCAAGCAAUGAUGAUGAGAAGUCAGGCGAGCAGGAUCAUAUUAUUGUCAUGGUCCAGAUGAAAAAGGCCAUCGAAAUGAUGAAACUGCCAUUCAAUCCUCUUUUGAUAAUUAAAAUGCUAUAUACCAGUGUCGCUGAGCCAUACACAAAUACGCAGGACCGAGCAGUGCGACAGAGAUAUGGUGAUCAUCUCUCAGAUAUUGGAGCAGUACCGGAGCUGAAAAAGUUUUUGGAAAGACUUGAUCGACCGGAUCUUGGCAUCGAAAGCAAAGAAGGUUGGAUUGGGAUGACCAUUGUGCGCAGCAUUCUCUGGAAUUAUUCAGACGCUAGUUUGAAGAUUGCCAAAGAAAUUGGAAAAUGUGGGCUUUUGGGAAGGUUUGUCAAUGAUCUGAAGCGGAUUGGACCAUCAGGAGCUUUUGGAGAUGAGAAACAGAAAAGAAUCAUUGAUUCUGCCGUCAACAUAUUGCACAACUGUGCUAAGGCAACAGAGAAUCGUCAGGUCUUUCGUGACAUCAAUGCCGUAGAGAUCCUUGCUCCAUUCWUGAAAUGCGAAGACUCGGACACUGUGAUAUCAGCGCUGUUGGCAAUGUCUUACAUCAUUGAAGACAACCAAAAACAUCUUCUUGAUGCAGACACAAAGACAAUUGCCAAGUUGCGGGGGAUGUUAGUCAACGCAGCAAAUAGCCCGGGUCUGAGAGGAAGUGUAGAUAGCUCUUCUUGGUCAGCCUUUGAGAUCGUCUCUGGGAUUGCUAACAUCGCAGUCAACGAGAAGAACCGCGCGAACUUGAUUGAAGCAGGUGUCAUUCCUCCGCUUUUCGAUGUGAUCAAGAAAGGUGAACCAAUGGACAAAGAAUGCUCAGCUAAUGCAUUGUGGGUCCUAGCAAAUUCUGAACCGGGCAAAAAGAAGAUACGUGAUUAUCCUGGUGCCAUGGCAACGCUGAAUGGAUUGAGUAAGAACUCAAACAAAAGUAUCGCAGCCGCGGCUGAAAGAGUUCUAUUGAGAAUAAAGCAACAACCUAUGCAACAAGGAGUACCGUUAAGAGGGAUGCCAAGGAAGAAUUGUUCUUACAAAGAAACAUGCAGAUUAUUCAUUGCAGCACUCGAUCUUAACGAUGUUUUAUUUGACCACAAGUACGACAAAUGCUACUGCACAGAAUGUCACGCAUCACGCAAUGAGAAACUCUACUACACACAAGGCAAACCCGCCAAGGACUAUGCCAUACCUAUUGGAUGGGCUCGAUUUGCACUCAAGAUGGAAAGAACGGCUGUAAUACACAAUUGUGACACAGAUUGGCACGUCGCUUACCAUGGUACUUCUCCAGACAGUGUGAAGUCAAUACUCGAAGAUGGAAAACUUCUUAUGCCAGGUGACGAGACUCUGGAAGGAAAAAGAUUGUGUGAGGUAGAUGGACACUUUACCGAUGACAACAAGCCUGAAGGAUUCAACACCAAGCAGAUCUUCGUAUCACCAAGUAUUCGAUACUCUGGGCKAGAAGUCUACGCYAAGUCCAAGAGGUUCGAGGAUCCACAAACRAAGAAGACCUAUAAAGCCAAGGUUGUUUUUCAGUUGUGGAUCAAACCUGACAGCUACAAGGUUGGUCAACAGACCGUCGGUGCCGAAAACGAGAUUGAUCCGAAAUUCAGCAACCAGGARAUMGAAUGGGCAACAGCACGAAGGARUGCCAUUCAUCUUUAUGGGGUUCUUGUACACCUCGAAGAAUAAAUAGAAACAUUUGUCUUCAACUGUAGAUCACGCGGGAUUGGUAUCGUUAAUCUCUCUGCAGAUGAUUAUUGCAUGAGGAAAAAAACUUUUCAAUUUCACCAGGUAGAACAUUAAUGAAUCCGUCAGUAAAAUAGUUUACGCACACCUAUAACUAUAAUGAAACGUAAUAUUUUCUACAUUACAUGGUAGCUAGCGUUACAACCUCUACAGGGAAAUAGCAGAGAUUAUUCAACUUCACCAGGUAGAACAUUAAUGAAUCCGUCAGU